This is a messenger RNA of Aedes aegypti (yellow fever mosquito), 1468 nucleotides long. Its product is annotated as lipase member H. Gene Ontology annotation, biological process: lipid metabolic process. Lineage: Eukaryota; Metazoa; Arthropoda; Insecta; Diptera; Culicidae. Gene Ontology annotation, molecular function: lipase activity. Bases 249 to 1322 code for a protein of 357 amino acids. The record is from RefSeq and is a predicted model, not a curated record. The transcript has 4 exons.
UAGGUCUCGGCGUGUUCGUUUAAUGAUCCUCAUUCUAAGCUCGAAUGUGUGCGACGGUUUCACCAUCAGCGCUAAAGCAAUGAUCUAUCAUCUAGUGGCGCAAACUAACGACCAUCGUCAUUUACCGCGGCCUUCGGAUGAAAAGCUAUUACCACGCGGUCAAGUUCAACGCAGUUAGUUGCAACCAGGCAAAAUGAUAAGUCAAUCGGACCAGAUCGGACGAUCCGGAGCCAGAGAUCACUGAAGCCAUGCUCGAUUUCCUGAUUCCUUUUCUUUGCCAGCAUGUGUUUAUGAGAAAUAUAUUCGAUUUGAAAUGUAAUAUGGAGCAGCUGAAGAGCAUAGAUCCGAACUACGGUGUUACGUGGAUGUUUCUGCCCGACGAUCAGGGUGUGCCACAUGUAGUGGACUUAACAGUGCCCAAUGAUACCUCUUCGGAUGGGAAAAACUUCUGGAGCGAUGUCAACGAUGAAGUGACGUUCUAUUUCUACAGACAAAAAACCAAAGGAAGCCCAAUUGCCUUCAAGUUCAAAAAUGACCCGUCCGUCCCUCUGAAAUUCCCGACCAAUUAUGACCCUCAAUUACCUACGAAGGUCGUAAUCCACGGUUGGCGUAAUUCUGUCAGCAGUCCCGUUUGCCAGCAGAUUAAGGAUGCCUACCUGCAACGCGAAGAUAUGAACGUUCUUGUGGUUGAUUGGGGUCCCCUGGCACAGGAUACCCUCUACUUCAGAUCGGCAACUGCAACAAAAGAUGUAGGUCGUCACGUAGGAUCGCUCAUUGAUCGAAUGGUAGCCGAGCGAAGUACCAGUUUGAACUCGGUGCACAUCAUUGGCCACAGUUUGGGAGCGCAUACUUCGGGAUUCGCUGGACGAGCAGUUCGGUCAGGGAACGUUUCGCGUAUUACAGGCCUUGACCCGGCCCUUCCCGGAUUCGUAGACAUGCAACCGGACAAGCUCCUGGAUCCGACUGAUGCACGGUUCGUGGAUGUCAUUCACACUUGCUCCGGAAUGUUGGGACAUAACAAAAACCUUGGCCAUGUCGAUUUCUGGCCCAAUGGAGGCACUGUGACACAACCUGGAUGUAACGGUAUGGAGGACUUUACGGGAGCCUGUAGUCAUGGACGAUCGUACAUUUAUUACGCGGAGUCGGUGAACAGACGGAAUGCCUUCAUGGCUCUGCCGUGUGAAAAUAUGAAUGACUAUAAAAACAAUCAGUGUAGAACCAAUCCGGUUCCAAUGGGUGAUGCUGUUCCAUUAACUGCCAAAGGUUCUCAUUACUUGGAAACAAACGCAGAACCCGCUUAUGGAAGGGGCUUCAGGAGGUGAUAACGCUGAGAAUUCAUACAUGUUGUGUUACUAUAAAUAUAAUAUAUUAACUUGAUUCAAAUGUUAUACAUAAGUCAGUAAGUAGAAUAACACAUUCAUAAAUACGAUCAAAACUUGUACAAAUCCAUUCGAUAUUUGGCUUCCAA